UGCAGACUGUGUCGGGACUGCUCUUGUUGGGCAAUGUUGAGUUUGGGAGUGAGAGGAAUGGGGAACAGGCCACUAUUCCAGAUAAUUCGGUAGCCCAAAAAGUGUGUCGAUUGCUUGGAUUGCAAGUGGGAGAUUUUUCUUGUGCAUUUCUUCGGCCACGAAUCAAAGUCGGAAGAGACUAUGUAAACAAAUCACAAACAAAAGAGCAGGUGUGUUGGUGUAAUGACUGUAGGCUGAGUUUAUGGUGGAAGGCAUUUCUAAGGCCACGUAUGAAAAGUUGUUCAACCACAUUGUACUGUGUCUCAACAGAGUGCUCAACAAGCACAAGCGACAGAACCACCAGUUCAUUGGGAUUCUCGAUAUUGCCGGUUUUGAGAUAUUCAAGGUCAACUCCUUUGAGCAGCUCUGCAUUAAUUACACCAAUGAGAAGCUCCAGCAACUCUUUAACCACCGAAUGUUCAUAAUCGAGCAGGAGGAGUAUAAGCGGGAAGGAAUUGAAUGGGAUUUUAUUGACUUUGGCCUCGAUCUGCAACCCACCAUCGACCUUAUUGAGAAACCAAUAGGAAUCAUGGGCCUAUUGGACGAGGAGUGUCUAUUCCCUAAGGCCACGUACAAAACUCUAGUCCAUAAAAUCACCUCCAACGUCUCUUCCCACCCAAACUUUUGUAAACCCGACAAACUUCGUAAUCAGUGCGACUUUGCUAUCAUUCACUACGCUGGGCGAGUGGAUUAUUCGGCUGAAAAUUGGCUGAUGUGCAAUAUGGAUCCACUCAGUGACUCGGCUGUAUCCCUCAUGCAGAAUUCGACCAUGCCCUUCAUUCGGGAGAUAUGGAAGGAUGCGGAAUAUGUUGAUGUGAGUCAGGAGACAUCCUUGGCACGUAGGAAGAAAGGAAUGUUCAGGACGGUCUGCCAACUCUACAAAAUACAAUUGGCAGAAUUAAUGGACAAUCUGAGUAAUACUACUGCACACUUUAUUCGCUGCAUCAUCCCAAACCUGGAAAAGAAAGUAUGUGUUUAAUCCUGACAUUAGCCUGGGAAACUGGAUGCUCAGUUGGUGUUGGAUCAACUUCGAUGUAAUGGAGUUUUGGAAGGAAUAAGGAUAUGUCGCCAGGGAUUCCCGAACAAAGUCACAUACGAGGACUUUAGGCAGAGAUAUUCAGUUCUCGUUCAGACUAAUAUGCUCAAUGACUUUAUGGACAGUCGGAAGGCUGUAGAG
Messenger RNA from Octopus sinensis (East Asian common octopus), 1216 nucleotides. RefSeq names its product myosin-11-like. Gene Ontology annotation, cellular component: actin cytoskeleton; myosin complex; cytoplasm. The transcript has a single exon. The record is from RefSeq and is a predicted model, not a curated record. Bases 242 to 1018 code for a protein of 258 amino acids. Gene Ontology annotation, molecular function: ATP binding; microfilament motor activity; actin filament binding. Lineage: Eukaryota; Metazoa; Mollusca; Cephalopoda; Octopoda; Octopodidae. Gene Ontology annotation, biological process: actin filament organization; vesicle transport along actin filament.